This is a messenger RNA of Racocetra persica, 285 nucleotides long. Lineage: Eukaryota; Fungi; Glomeromycota; Glomeromycetes; Diversisporales; Gigasporaceae. The record is from the annotation of a GenBank genome assembly.
AUACAAAAACACUUUAUAAUUGGCAUUUUUACCCAAUUCCCCAUGAAAUGACCAUUGAAAAUUUUUUUGAGAAGUUUGUAUAUGGUGAAAUAUCGUCCGAUUUUUCAUUUGAUUUGAGUAGCCUUGAAAAGAUCAAACAUAUUGAGAUAAGUCAAACGCCUACUAGUGCUGCUAUUCAAGCAAGCCAAGAUUAUAAUAUUAUAGAACUUCUAAAUACAUUUGGCACCAAUGUUCACUUUUAUCUAGAUGAAAUAGAUUCCACUAUAGAUAUAACACAACAAAAUA